AUGCGUCAAUCAUGGGAAGACAGCCAGAGCGCGGCGGAUGAGGACUACUCCUCCUCAUCUGCCUCACCCUCCCCCCCACGCUAUGAAUCCAGCGAGCCCGCGAUUGAUGAGCAGCCAAACGGCGCGACUCGGGUCAAAAACGCCAAAAAGCAGCCACCGGCCAAAGCCUCCAGCUCGGCAUCCGGCAACCAAAUUGGAAAAUGCACCUUUCGCAAGAUCGUCAACCACCGCUGGAGCGGCAACGACAUUGAGCUCCAGAUCCACUGGGAUGACCCCGACGAGAUCACCUGGGAGCCGGAGAAGGCCAUCCACCGAGACGCCAAAUCGGCUCUGAUCAACUACUGGAGCCGCCAGCCAGAGGGCCGACCCUUGAACCCCCAGGACCCGGAAUCAUUCACCAUCUUUGCCUUCAAGGGCGUCAAGGGCAGCCCAAAGAAGCGCCAGAUCCUCGUGGAAUGGGUUGGCUGGGCGAAGCCCACGUGGGAACCUGAGUCUGUCAUCAAGCAGACAGCGCCAUUGCUUCUCAGAGAGUAUCUCCAGAAGAGAUCCGGAAAGCAGUGA
Messenger RNA from Clonostachys byssicola, 561 nucleotides. The record is from the annotation of a GenBank genome assembly. Lineage: Eukaryota; Fungi; Ascomycota; Sordariomycetes; Hypocreales; Bionectriaceae.